AUGUUGAAGUUGAUAAACUUUGAGUCCAACAAGUCGAACGGAGUCGAGGUGAUCCCGGAGAAUGUUGUCUUCACUGGAAACGAACCAAUCAUAAUCAUCAUGAUCAUCAGCAGCAGCUACAGCAGCAGCCACAGCAGCAGCCACAGCAGCGGCAACAAGAACAAUGAUGGUCCCGACAGCGUCUGUAUCAGAUUGCUACCACGACAGGAUGAAAGCGUGAAAAAACCCAGCCGACAAAAACAUUGUGGCCACAACUUCAACCGCCCCGCUCUCGGCUGUGGCCACAAAUGUGAUCAGGAUAAUUUUAAAAGUAAUGAGGACUACUUUAAUUGUCGUAGCAGUGCUCGCCAUGAUGAUGAGAAUGAUGAUGAAGAUUAUGAAUGGGAUGCUGGCGGUCAAUACGUCAACAGUGGAAACAUUCUGAGAGUGCGAUCUAUCGCGGAGAACGUCUACAAAGUGAAGCUGCCGAGUGAUAUUCCAACCGGCCAAACGUCCCUCCAUAUAUCAAGAAACAGCCACUUGAUAGCUGUUAAAAAUUUCACAGUUGAGUUUUAUUCUUCAGAGGCCACAUCAUCAUCGCCAACUUCACCGUUCUUAGCAUCAUCAUCAGCGCCAACCUUUCCGACAUCAUCAUCAGCAUCACCGUCUUCAAUGUCGUCAUCGAUUACCCAACCUCCUCUGCCUCCAAAAAAGUCCAACCACUUCAAUAGAAUCAUUCCACAGCAACAAACAGAACCACAACAUCCCACUUGUAAACCUCUUUCUAAACUACAAAAGUUUCCAGCACAACAACCGCAGUCGUCAAAUCGAAACAUUCCAUCGACUGAAGACCAGCGAAGUGAUGUUCCUCUUUCAAACAUAUGUUACACGGCGGGACAGCUGGAACUGAUAGACAUCCAGAACCAAGUGAAAGAGAAAAAGUUAACAAUUUCAGAAGCUAAUGUUCUUUUUGACGCAUGGAAAAUAAAUAAUUGCAAGGAUCCCAAAGAUUGCAAUCUGUGCUUGAGUCCACUGAACCCCACGAAACCCACUUCAAAAUCUUCCAUCGUGAAAAAUGCCAAACAAUAUUUUCACGUUAAGUUCAACAAGACGAAGACCAAUAAUUACGAAAAUACUAAAAUCGAAUCCAUUGAUAACCCGUGGAAAAAGGUUCAACCAGUAGUGCCUGCCAAACCGAUCAUUGAUCGAUCUUCCAGUUCAAGCAGGGAGAGUACACAAAGUUUCGACAGCACACAAGGUGGCGGAACUAGUGGUUACUGCAGCGCUGAGUCUGUGACUGGAUUCCCGAAGAAACUGCCCAACAUUGCCGAACAAGAGACCCAAAUACCACCGAAAAUUCCACCGAGAAGCAACCCUUCACCAGUGGUAUCCAAAACCACAGCAGCUAAGGUGGUCACCUCACCACAAACAUCUCCCACGCUACCAUCGACAACGAACAAAAAUGUUAAGCCGACAAAGUCGCUAAUAACUUGGCGCAGCAUGCCUUUGAAUGAGAAAGUUAACAAAGAGACAGAUAUGGAUAUUUAUGGAUUAGUAAUCACUGAUGAUGACUCCAGUGAAAUUGCACCCCGUGAGAAUGUCUCUAGGAGAACUAACAGUAAUAAUAACCGCAAUAGAACAAAUCACAUUUUUAAUAAUAUCGAAUUCAAUAAGGGGAAUAAUUUUAAUAGUGAUAACAACGAUAUGCCGAAAACUCAACUAAAUCACCCACAAAAUCAACAGCAUCGUGAACAUCAGCAGUACCAAACGCAUCUGCAAUCACAGUUACCAACUCUAAUGCCCCGACAACAACAACUACAGCAGCAGCAGCAGCAACAACAAUAUAUUGAAACUCUAGCAACGAUACAAACCAACUCAUCACGUGACCAGCCACCCAAUCAGAAAGCUCUAAGAAAUAGAAAUGUCAUUUCAAUAGCACCCCCUUUUUUUGUGAAUAAUAAUAAUAAUAAUAACAAUAAAAACAACAACAACAACAUUAAUAAAAAUAUUAACAAUUAUGAAAAAGGUAUGAAAAUAUGCAAUUAUAAUUUUCAAGACACUGAUCGGAACUUAAUUAAUAACAACGAUAAUAAUAAUAUUGAUAAUGAUAAUGAUGAUGAUAAUAAUAAUAAUAAUAAUAAUAAUAAUAAUAAUAAUAAUAGCAAUAACAACGAUAGCGAAGAUAGCGAUGAUGAUAUAAAUGAUGACGAAAAGGCACCCGCACCACCCCCACGCACGCCAGCCAGGGUCAACAUGAUCAUGCCUGCCCCCCUGCUGCUCGCCAAUGCUACAAAGUCUUGCAACAAUAAAAUAAAUAAACUUAACAGCAUCGAGGACGACGAUGAGGACGAUGGCGAUGAUGAAGACGACGAUUAUAGAAGAGAUAAUCGUAUUUCGCCCGCCUUCGGUUCGAUAACGAGACCUGCCCUCCCCAGAAGAUGACAGGGCUGCUGAUAGGAGUGGAGGCUUCUUAGUUUUCGUGACUUGUUCCUACUCGAAUUAAACAUUUUGAUUUAGUUAAACUGUUAGUUAGCAAACAAUAACUAAUAAUUUUUAUUUCUGUCAUAGUGUUUGUAUCAUCUGUCUAUUAUUCAUAAUCGUUGUUUUAUCAACUUUCUUGUUUUUUGAUCAAACGGAAAUAUUUUAUAAUAUGAGGAUCAACUU
Messenger RNA from Helobdella robusta, 2643 nucleotides. RefSeq lists its product as hypothetical. Bases 1 to 2421 code for a protein of 806 amino acids. The transcript has 9 exons. The record is from RefSeq and is a predicted model, not a curated record. Lineage: Eukaryota; Metazoa; Annelida; Clitellata; Rhynchobdellida; Glossiphoniidae.